Molecule: messenger RNA, 1539 nt
Organism: Xylona heveae TC161
Lineage: Eukaryota; Fungi; Ascomycota; Xylonomycetes; Xylonales; Xylonaceae
Product: zinc finger protein gcs1
Exons: 4
Coding region: 184-1374 (396 amino acids)
Biological process (GO): regulation of endocytosis; regulation of ARF protein signal transduction
Cellular component (GO): Golgi membrane
Molecular function (GO): GTPase activator activity
Source: RefSeq, a predicted model, not a curated record
CAUACCCAGCAUUUUGCAUGUGAGAUCGCCGCCGCAUGAAUAUUUGAAAAGGUCGAAUGAUUCUACUAUAACUGCAUACAUUAUCUGCGCAUCGACUCAAGUAGAUUGGACCCCCCAAUCUUUGCUCUUUCUCUGCUGUCGCAACAAACUCCCUGUUGACUGGUUAUUCGCUCGCCUCACAAGAUGUGGGAGGUCGACCCGGAAACUAAGAGCAAGCUCUUAGAAUUGCAAAAGCGCGAUGACAACAGCCGCUGCUGCGAUUGCGAUGCGCCCUCACCCCAAUGGGCUUCACCCAAAUUUGGGAUAUUCAUUUGUCUCACUUGCGCUGGCACCCAUCGUGGUCUCGGUGUGCACAUCUCCUUUGUACGGAGCGUGAGCAUGGACGCAUUCAAAGUCUCGGAAGUCACUCGCAUGCAGAAAGGAGGCAACAAGCCAUGGAAGGAGUUUUUUGACGCGCACGAGCUCACUAAGCUAGACGGGCGCAGCUUCGAGGAAUGCACAAUAGCAGAAAGAUAUUCAGGCGAUGUUGGCGAAGAAUAUAAAGAACGUCUUUCAGCCAAAGCAGAGGGUCGAGAAUAUGUGCCCCAGGAGAAGAAGCCUGCUAGAUCGGGCACUGCAUCAGCGACAAACACUGGUCCUCGCGGCUCGAGAGCACCUUCGACGGCGGGCUCACGGACGGGCACCCCAGUCGGCCGUACUGGCCACUCUUCUUCUCCGGCUCCCUCAAUGGGAUCAAGGAAAGCCCAAAACGAGUCAUACUUCGCGAAGCUUGGUGAUGCUAAUGCAGCUCGUUCUGCCGAUCUACCUCCGUCACAAGGCGGGCGAUUCACUGGGUUUGGAAGUGCGCCCAGAGAACCGGCAACUAGUUCCAGUUCCGCAUUACCGGGAGUUGAUGAUUUUCAACGAGACCCUAUGGCAGCGUUGACCAAGGGAUUUGGAUGGUUCACAUCAACAGUAGGCAAGAGCGCCAAGACCGUGAAUGACGGUUGGAUCCAGCCCACUGCCCAGAAGCUCGCGGAAGGAGAUCUUGCCGCAAAGGCGCGCCUGCAGGCUAUGCAGCUAGGAAAGAACAUUCAAGCCGGAGGCGCGUAUACUGCAGAUUCAUUCAACCGCUUCGUUGAAGGCCCACCCGCCUCUUCUCGUGAUCCGGACAAUUUUGAUGAAAGCAAGCGAGACUUUUGGGACAAUUUUGGCGGAGGAGCCAGUCAAUCUUCAAGACCAAGCGCAAUCGGUACUACCGCGAUGCGCGGUGGCGGAGGAAAUUCCGUAUCUUCGGCUUCAGGAAGUACAGGCUUCGGAAAUACCGGCUCUUCGUCAGGUGCUAGCGCGACAAAGUCAAAGUCAAAGGAAGAAGGAUGGGACGAUGAAUGGUAGACAGGCGAUAUAUCUAGCCGAUAUAGAUUAUAUGGAAGCCCACAGUCAAGAUUAAAAGGCAAAACCUGCGUAUGUUUUGGACAAUGCGCAUGAUAUAAAAUUAGAAAGUUGGAAGAUAUAUGAUGGGACAUGCCUUAGUCAUAGCGGAGAGUUGAAUAAUACCAC